AUGGGAGGACACGUGUUCGGGAAGUUAGCGUUCGUGCGGAACGUGAUAUACGUGCGACUGUCCCCUUACGAGCAGAAGGCUUUCCCCAACUACUUGGCCAACACGUGGAAGGGCUUCAAACGGGACUUCAAUUCGGUGGCGCCCUAUGCGGGGCCCGCCUUCCUUCACGCCUACCUCGUCUACCUGUGGGGUGAGGCCGAGAACGCGCGGCUUAAGCGCAAAAACCCGGCUGACUAUGAAAACGACGUCUGA
Molecule: messenger RNA, 252 nt
Organism: Oppiella nova
Lineage: Eukaryota; Metazoa; Arthropoda; Arachnida; Sarcoptiformes; Oppiidae
Source: the annotation of a GenBank genome assembly